CGCUUCAGGCAGUCCUGGUGAGAGAAAGGGGAGCCAGACUGCGGGGCUUUAGUUUGCAGCAUCUCUUUCUCUUUUCAGCGUUUUGCUCUUUGAUUUUUUUUAGCUCGGCUCUGACUCUACUGCGGUCGUUUCUGUGCGUAAAAGUUACUCGCUGCGCUCUAGGUGUCCACGCGGAUAGGACAAAGUUUUUGUGCCACGUUUUACAUCGUGGGGUAGCUUCGGUCGAUUUUGUUUUGGAUUUUUUUUUUUUCUUCCCCCCUUCGGGACGGAUUUGUGCAGAGUGUCAGUUCCGUGAAGUCUCUCGGGUAGUCUGCAGAUACCAGAAUGAUACUCCGGGUCCUCACCUUGGCCUGCGGUCUCUACUGCUUUGGUCUUACCUCCGUUACUGCAGACGUAUUAGCAGCCGAGGCUUGGCUGCAGCAGUAUGGCUACCUGCCUCCAGGUGAUGUCAGAGCCCAGGCCAUCCGCUCACCAGACACCAUUAGAAAAGCAAUAUCCGCCAUGCAGAAGUUUUAUGGAUUGACCGUCACCGGCUCCGUAGACGCCAACACAUUAGUAGCGAUGAAACGACCGCGAUGUGGCGUUCCCGACAAGUUUGGACCAGUGCUGAAGAGCAACCUGAGGAGAAAGAGAUACGCUGUGCAGGGUCUGAAAUGGGAAAAGUCUGAAGUGACUUUCAGCAUAGAGAACUACACCCCAAAAGUGGGCCAACGUGGCACAUUUGACGCCAUCCGAAAGGCCUUCAAGGUGUGGGAGAAUGUCAUCCCGCUCACCUUCAGAGAGAUCCCCUUCAGUCAGAUCAGUGGCAAACCUGACAAGUACGCAGACAUCAUGCUGUCCUUUGCAGAGGGAUUCCAUGGCGACAGCACACCGUUUGACGGCGAGGGUGGCUUCCUAGCUCAUGCUUAUUUCCCCGGUGCAGGCAUCGGCGGCGACACGCACUUUGACCUUGCCGAACCUUGGACCACCGGGACGGCCGAUCAGGAAGGCAAUGAUGUUUUCCUGGUCGCUGUCCACGAGCUUGGUCAUGCUUUAGGUCUGGAGCACUCCAACGACCCCUCCGCCAUCAUGGCCCCCUUCUAUCAGUGGUUUGACACUGAAAACUUCCAGCUCCCCGAUGAUGACCGCAGAGGAAUCCAGGCAAUUUAUGGCUCAAAAUCUGGGGCGCCUCCUCCUCCUCGUCCCACUAAACCUUCCAACCCCGACAAGCCGGAUUAUGGCCCAGACAUCUGUGAUGGACAGUUUGACACCAUCGCUGUCCUCAGAGGGGAAAAGUUUGUCUUUAAGGACAAUUGGUUUUGGCGUAUGCGCAACAACAAGGUGCUGCCUGGCUACCCGAUGCCCAUUAGUCACUUCUGGAGGGGCCUGCCAUCAAACAUCAAUGCUGCUUACGAGAGGAGUGAUGGAAAAUUUGUCUUCUUCAAGGGUAACAGGUACUGGGUUUUUAGUGAGUCAACUAUGGAAAAGGACUCUCCAAAGAGCCUGAAAGACCUGGGAUCUGGCCUGCCCGAAGAUAAGAUCGACGCUGCUCUUUUCUACACGCCAACAGGACAGACGUACUUCUUCAAAGGCACUCAAUAUUACCGCUACAACGAGAAGACUCGCACAGUGGAGAAAGAUUAUCCCAAACCCAUCAGCAAGUGGAGCGGUGCACCAGAUAACAUCAAAGCAACCAUCAUGAGUGAAGAUGGAUCUUACACUUAUUUCUACAAAGCCAACAAGUACUGGAAGUUUAACAACCAGUACAUGAAGGUGGAGUCCGGCUACCCCAAGUCCGUGCUCAGAGACUGGAUGGGCUGCGAGAACGAGGAGCCCAAGAAGGGUCGUAAAGAGUCGGAUUCAGAGAGCUGGGCCAAUCCCCUGGCCGUGGUCAUCCCCGUCCUCCUUCUGGUGCUGGUUGUGAUCACCCUGGGAGCGCUUUUGUUCUUCAGAAAGUACGGCACGCCCCGGCGCCUCCUCUACUGCAAGAGAUCCCUGCUGGACAAGGUGUAGACAGAGCAGCAGGUAACCGACAGACUGCCGCAGAGGGACAGAAAGAGACGGAACGAGGGCCGAGCGAAGAUGGAAACUGAGAGGAGGAAGAAGAAGAAGAGAGCAGCUGGAGAAAAACCUGAAGACAUGAGAGACAGAAGGGGGAUGAUUUUUUUUAAGUUUUUUGGGUGGUUUGUAAGUGCCACAAAAGGGGGGAAAAAACAAUAAAGGCCCUUGAAACUGAAAUCAGGAAAAUGUAUAUUUGUAUGUUACUAUUUACAUGUACUGUUCUGUGUUGAGAGGUUAAGAAAAUACCCACAGUCUCACAUAGAGGAGGGAGAUAUACAAAGACUCAUCCUCAGCUUCCCUCCCACCUCUCCCCUCUGUCCCCCAUCUCGUCCCAUCCUUUCCUUUAACUGGACGACUCCACCUGAACUGCUGUCUGAUUCGUUUCCAAUUCUGAAAACUGUGUUUCUGUUUGACUUUUACCAAGAAACUCAUCAUCUCUGUUAACAGUGUUGGCACUUAAAUACAUUUGCUGUCAUUUUUAUUAGGAUUUUUUGGGGAGAUUUAGAGUUUCAACAUGACUUUUCCCUCUUAAAUCAGUAUUUUGCUUUUCUUUUAUUACCAAUAUCAAAGCCUCAGAAGUAUGACCUCAGUACAUGAUGAUUAUGAUGCGUCUACAGCAUCCAAGAUUUCAAUAUUCUCUCCUCAUUUUAGACAGUUUUAGUAAGACAACGUGAAGUAUUGCUUCUGUUUACAACAUUUACAAUUGAAGAUCUUUGUAUUCAUCUUUAAUGGAAAAAUUUGUGUUUUGGGGAGUUAGUGUUUUUUCAAAGAAAGGUACUUAAAUAGGCCUGGUGCAGUCAGUACUUGGGUGUCACAUCCUAACAGGACUCUCUCCUUGUUACUGUUAGAUGGAUGUAAUGGCACUCUGUAUAAAAGCACAUUUCCUGUGCACAGUGUUAGUAUUGGCUGAUGCAGACUUAAACCUUCUGACGUUACAUGAGGUCUAAAAACGAAAUGUGGUACACGAGCACAAAUCUUCUUUUUUUUUUACAUUCAAACUUGCAAACCAAGCUCAGUGCAAGCAGUCAGAUGGUAAAGAUUAUGUUUUUAAAUGUGAUGCUUUAUCUCAUAAAUGACAGGUUUUUCUCGAAGACUUCAGUACAUUAAUGUUAAAUACGAGCAGAGCUGCAACAACACAGUGCAAUUUUUAAUUAUGAUUGUUUUUAUGGAAAAUUGUUGUUAUUAUAAGUAUGAUUAUUGUUAUUAUUGUUCUCUAGGAAAAGUUUUAAUACUUUUAGUUUUGUUGUUUUGUUUUGUGCAUUGUCAUUUGGAGUCCUGCUGGACAGAGGCAUAACAUGACAAUGAUGGAAAUCAAUCCGAGUUUACAUCCAGAGUGAGGAGAAUUAGAUCAGAUCAGGGGGGUGAAUGUGAUAACAAGGAUUUUUUUUUUUUUUUUUUAAAUUUGUGAUACCCAAAAUGACCCAGAUGUUGGCAUAAGCAACUCUAUUUAUUGAUGCAAAUGGUGCUAGAUGAUUUUUUUUUUUUUUUAACCAGUCAAAUCUAAAGGUAAAUUGAUUUAAUUCAUAACAAUGAUAAUGGUAAUUAUAUUUAUAAUGAUGAUUUUU
This is a messenger RNA of Archocentrus centrarchus (flier cichlid), 3605 nucleotides long. It is a transcript of the gene mmp14a, whose product is annotated as matrix metallopeptidase 14a (membrane-inserted). Gene Ontology annotation, molecular function: zinc ion binding; metalloendopeptidase activity. The record is from RefSeq and is a predicted model, not a curated record. Gene Ontology annotation, cellular component: plasma membrane; extracellular matrix. Gene Ontology annotation, biological process: skeletal system development; zymogen activation; collagen catabolic process. The transcript is spliced from 10 exons. Lineage: Eukaryota; Metazoa; Chordata; Actinopteri; Cichliformes; Cichlidae. Bases 325 to 1992 code for a protein of 555 amino acids.